AUGGCUUUUUCAAUCGAAGUUCCUGGUGAAGCAGCCCCUCUUAAUCCUCAGCAGGUGUUUCUAGCCUUGCAGUCGGCGGGGUCCUCUCAACAGCUAGCUAUCCAAACUGGAACACAACAGCUAGAAGCUUGGAAGACACAGAGAGGAUACUAUACUUUACUGCAGGUAUUUUCUCCAUGGAUAUUGAGAUCUGCCUACUUGACUAAUGCUUUUGCUCAGGCAGUUUAUCUCGAUAAGUCCCUACCCUCCGAAAUAAGAUAUCUUGCGAUCAUACAAUUGAAGAAUGGCAUCGACAAAUACUGGCGAAAGACAGCUCCGAGUGCUAUCACUACAGAAGAGAAAGAGCAUAUUCGAUCCCAUCUAUUGGAGAGUGGAUUCGAAGAGACCGAUCCUCAACUUGCUUUGCAAAAUGCCUUGGUGAUUUCGAAAGUAGUCCGAGUGGAUUAUCCCAUGGAUUGGCCCGAUGUCCUUACAAAUUUAAUUAGAAUGCUUCGAACGGCGAAUGAAACAAACCAGCUUCAUCUGCGAAGAGGAAUGUUGAUAUUAUUACAGGUUGUGAAGGAACUAGCUACUGCACGAUUAAGGAGAUCUCAAACAAGUUUACAAUCAGUCACGCCUGAGAUGAUAUUCUUGUUAAGCAGUAUUUAUACACAAAAGGUCUCGCAAUGGCUAAGCUUCCUUACCCAGACACCUUCUGAAGAUCACGGCGGGGCUAUGGAUGCCAUGGAAAAUAGUUUGAUUGCGAUCAAAAUUCUUCGACGACUACUUAUCGUGGGUUAUGAGCAUCCAAAUCAUGACAAAGACGUUCAACAAAUAUGGCAACAAUCACAGCAACAGUUUGGUCAGCUGCUGACAAUGGUAAAUGGAGAAUCGGCAAUCUUGGCUUCUCCCGCAAAAGAACUAGCUGAGAAACAUCUCGUGCAAUUCGCUAAACUACAUGUUCAAAUGUCAAACACACAUCCUGCCGCAUUCGCACUAUUACCUAAUUCCAUAGAUUUGGUAAGAGCAUAUUGGGGAUUUGUUGCGAAAUUUGGAAACUCUUAUGGAUCAGCAACACAGGAUUUCAGUGCCAAGGCGUUAGCAACUGAUGAUGGAUCAAAGCAAGAUAGACCAAUCAUGGAAAAACUAUGUCUAAAAGGUCUUACACUCUUGCGAGCUUGUAUGAAGAUGGUAUUUAGUCCAGCACAAUCAUUCAAAUACAGGACUCCAGAAGUCAAAGAGGAACAGCGACAAGCUGUUGAAUUCCUCAAAUCCGAAUUGCUUACCGAACAAUUAAUCGCCGAGAUGGCAAGUGUUAUUGUGACUAAGUUUUUCGUCUUCCGUCAAGUUGAUCUAGAGUCUUGGGAAGAAGAUGAGGAUGAAUGGGAGAUCCGUGAAGAAGGUGGUGGAGACACCUGGGAAUUUGAAGUUCGACCUUGCGCGGAGAAGCUAUUCAUGGACCUUGUUAUCAAUUUUAAAGAUCUUCUGGUGGCACCGUUGCUACAAUACUUCCACUCGGUUACAGGUAGUAAUGGGGAAUCUGUAGUAACUAAGGAUGCUGUGUACACUGCUAUGGGGUUGUCUGCUGCCGUUAUACAUCAAAGCUUUGACUUCGAUACAUUUCUUACAUCAACUCUAGUUAAUGAUGUUCAACAAACUGGCCAGAGCUGGAAGGUACUUCGUCGACGAAUUGCUAUUCUACUUGGCCAAUGGAUCCCUGUCAGAGUAUCACAAGCUAAUAGACCAUUGGUAUAUCAAAUCUUUCAACAUUUACUCAAAGCAGAAGAUGAGACAAAUGAUCACGUCGUUCGCAUUACUGCAGCUCGUCAAUUCAAGACGAUUGUUGAUGAUUUCGAAUUUCAUGUUGAACCUUUUCUACCAUAUGCUCCAGAUAUACUUGGUCGCACUAUGGCUUUGAUUCAAGAGGUCGAAAAUACGGAGACAAAAUUGGUAAUCCUGGAAACGAUCAGAAUGAUUGCUGUCAGGUUAGAAACUCAUAUCGCUCCGUAUGCAGAUCAAAUUGUUUCUAUUCUGCCAGGUCUUUGGGAAGCUUCUGGAGAAGAACAUCUCCUUAAGCAAGCCAUUUUAACAAUUAUGUCUACCCUUGUAUCUUCCAUGCAAGGCCAAUCUGAACGUUACCACUCACUAAUCUUACCUCUAAUUCAACGUGCUGUGGAACCCGGUUCUGAGAUGCAGGUAUAUCUUAUGGACGAAGCUCUUGAUUUGUGGUUACAAAUUCUCGCUCAGACAUCGUCACCUGCAUCUCCUGAAGUCAUAGCUCUUCUUGACUGCGCCUUUCCUCUACUAGAACUCGGUUCCGAUAAUCUUCGAAUCAUUCUCAAUAUCGUGAAUGAAUACAUUCUAUUAGCACCAGAAGUUAUGCUCGGUGAUGCGAACCGACUUCGAAUUCUUUCAUACAUGGCAAAUCUUCUAGGAGUCACAAAACGCGACCUUGCAGGUCUAGUCACUACAACGGUUGAAGAUCUAAUUCGUGCCGCUGAAAAACUUGGAGGUUCAAAUGGUGUAACACAAAUUACAAAAGAUCUUCACGAAUCGGGCUACACGGAAAAAAUCUUUUCGGGACUACUUGACGCAUGGGAAGCUCAUCAAACCACCGGUCCUGAUCGCAGAUAUCCAAAAUUAGACGAUGUAGUUGAAACGGACUACUUCACAAUUCUCGCCCGCAUCGCUCUGGCAGAUCCAACCGUUUUUGCUAAUCUCCUUGGUAGCAUUGAUAACAAUUUUGAAAAUAUUUGGAAGUGGUUGAGCGAAGAAUGGUUUCGUCAUUUUGACAGUAUGGCAAACAUCGACAGACAAAAACUUUCUUGUUUAGCCUUAACACGUCUUCUUGAAUUGCAGCCUCCAAUGACACCAGUUAUACUUUCAAAACUUCAAGAUUUUUUUUCAAUGUGGACGAGUGUUAUUAGUGAGAUGAUGGCGGGUAGAGAUGAUGUUGGGGGAGAUAAUUUAAUUUGGGGGGAGCAGCAACCUUAUGAGGGAGAGACUCAAGAGGAUAAGAGAAAGAGAGAGUGGAAGAUGAUUGAUCCAGUUCAUCAAGUCAAUGCGUGGGAGUUUGUUAAGGUGAGGUUGGGAGAGGCGGUGAGGAUUUGUGGAGGAGAAGACAGUUUUCAGACGGAGUGGGCGAUUAAUGUUGAUAGGGAUGUGCUAGAAGGAUGGGCAAAGCUAGGGGAGAAAAGAGAAUUUGAGUAG
Molecule: messenger RNA, 3189 nt
Organism: Sclerotinia sclerotiorum 1980 UF-70
Lineage: Eukaryota; Fungi; Ascomycota; Leotiomycetes; Helotiales; Sclerotiniaceae
Exons: 1
Coding region: 1-3189 (1062 amino acids)
Biological process (GO): protein import into nucleus
Cellular component (GO): nuclear envelope; cytosol
Molecular function (GO): small GTPase binding
Source: RefSeq, a predicted model, not a curated record